AUGGUUUUGGCUUCAGAGGAACAUUCUCGGGUAACUGAAGGCUUGGGAGAUCAAACUGGGAUGCGUGAGUUUCAGUCUCUGGUUUCGGAUUGUGAACUCACGGAUAUGUUUUAUAACGGCCCUCUUUUUAUUUGGUGGAAUCACCAAGAUGGAGAUCCCAUUGGCAAGAAACUUGAUAGAGCCAAGAUAAAUAGGGUAUGGUGUGAUACAUAUCCACAAUCUUUUGCGAACUUUGAAACAAAUGGAAUUUCUGAUCAUGCUAGAUAUGUGGUGAAGAUUGAGGAAGGCGUGCAGGAGAAGAAGCACCAUUUCCAAUUCCUUAACUACCUAGCUGAUCAUCCACAGUUUAUUGAUAUUGUAUCAGAGUAUUGGAAUGAGACUGAGCCGUUAUUUCACUCACGCUCAGCGCUAAACCGGUUCCAUCGUAAGCUUAAACAACUUAAGCCUUUGCUUAGAGCUUUGAACAGAGAGAGAUAUAGAGAUAUCACAAAGAGAACUAGAGUGUCGUAUGAGGUGCUAUGUGCACGACAGGAAGAUGCUUUACGGAACCCUUGCCCUGACACUUUUCAAGCAGAGCAAGUUGCGUCAGUCGAAUGGCAACACUACGCAGAAGUCGAAGAAAAGUUCUUUCAGCAGAAAUCACACAUAAGUUGGCUUAAACAUAGAGAUCAAAACACGACAGUAUUCCAUCGGCUGUCCAAACCCGAAGGUCCAAGAACUCAAUUCGGAAGUUGGUUAACUCUGCUGGAGAGAUCCUCAUUGAUAUAA
Arabis nemorensis is the source of this 768-nucleotide messenger RNA. The record is from the annotation of a GenBank genome assembly. NCBI's taxonomy places the organism in Eukaryota, Viridiplantae, Streptophyta, Magnoliopsida, Brassicales, Brassicaceae.